This is a messenger RNA of Ctenocephalides felis (cat flea), 1597 nucleotides long. RefSeq names its product eukaryotic translation initiation factor 2 subunit 3 (gene eIF2gamma). Gene Ontology annotation, biological process: positive regulation of translational fidelity; formation of translation preinitiation complex. Gene Ontology annotation, cellular component: eukaryotic translation initiation factor 2 complex; cytosol. Gene Ontology annotation, molecular function: GTP binding; tRNA binding; translation initiation factor activity. Lineage: Eukaryota; Metazoa; Arthropoda; Insecta; Siphonaptera; Pulicidae. The record is from RefSeq and is a predicted model, not a curated record.
UGUGUAUUUAAAACAAAAUGUCUGAGUUCGACGGUGCACCUGCACAAUCCAACUUGCACAAGCAAGAUUUGGCUCAACUUGACGUAACGAAACUGACAGCGUUGUCGCCUGAGGUAAUAUCUAGACAGGCUACUAUAAAUAUCGGUACUAUAGGUCAUGUAGCUCACGGUAAAUCUACGAUAGUUAAAGCUAUUUCUGGGGUGCAGACUGUACGUUUUAAAAAUGAAUUGGAGCGUAAUAUUACUAUAAAACUUGGUUACGCUAAUGCCAAGAUUUAUAAGUGCGAUAACCCGAAUUGCCCGCGGCCUGUGUGUUAUAUUUCUGGGGGUUCUAGUAAGGAUGAUAGUUUUCCUUGUUACCGGGCUAAUUGUACAGGUAGAUUCCAUUUAGUGCGUCAUGUUAGUUUUGUAGAUUGUCCUGGUCACGAUAUUUUGAUGGCUACAAUGUUGAACGGUGCGGCGGUUAUGGACGCCGCCCUUUUGUUGAUAGCCGGUAACGAAUCUUGUCCCCAACCGCAAACAAGUGAACACUUGGCUGCUAUUGAGAUUAUGAAGUUGAAGCAUAUUUUGAUUUUGCAAAACAAAAUUGAUUUGGUUAAGGAAGGUCAGGCUAAAGAGCAGCAUGAGCAGAUUACUAAGUUUGUGCAAGGGACUGUGGCUGAAGGUGCACCUAUCGUACCAAUUUCCGCGCAAUUGAAAUACAAUAUCGAAGUUUUGUGCGAGUAUAUUGUUAAAAAAAUCCCGGUGCCGGUGCGUGACUUUACAUCCCCAAGAUUAAUAGUCAUACGAUCCUUUGAUGUCAACAAACCCGGUUGCGAGGUUAAGGACCUAAAAGGCGGUGUAGCUGGUGGUUCUAUCCUCCAAGGCGUGUUGAAAGUCGGUAUGGAGAUCGAGGUACGUCCAGGCCUGGUCAGCAAAGACGCCGAUGGUAAAAUGAGUUGCCGCCCCAUAUUCUCACGUAUAGUAUCCCUAUACACCGAGCAAAACGAACUGCAAUACGCAGUCCCUGGUGGUCUCAUCGGUGUAGGCACCAAAAUCGAACCAACCCUAUGCAGAGCCGACCGUCUGGUAGGACAUGUCCUUGGUGCAGUCGGAACCUUACCCAACAUCUUCAUAGAACUCGAGGUCUCUUAUUAUCUCCUAAAACGCCUUUUGGGCGUUCGCAUCGAAGGCGACAAAAAAGCUGCCAAGGUACAAAAACUCACCAGAAACGAAGUCUUGUUAGUCAACAUCGGGUCUUUAAGCACUGGUGGUCGUGUCGUGGCUGCCAAGGCUGAUUUAGCAAAGAUUUCUCUAACCACUCCCGUGUGUACACAGGCUGGGGAAAAGAUUGCCCUUAGUCGUAGGGUUGAAAAACAUUGGAGGUUGAUCGGAUGGGGCCAGAUCCGCGGAGGGGAGACCAUUGAACCGACAACUAGUUAGUAAAUUAAAUUUUUGGUUAAUUAGUAUCAUUUCAACUUAUUGUACUUUUACAUAAGAUUUUCUUUGUUGGGUGUAUAUUAUUAAAAUAUUAUUAUUGUAUUUGUAAUACAGAUGACACUAGUUUUUUUUGUUCAGAUUUUUCAGGAAUAAAAAGUUUAUACGUAGAUAGAAUUUUU